Impatiens glandulifera is the source of this 1128-nucleotide messenger RNA. RefSeq names its product expansin-A11-like. Gene Ontology annotation, biological process: plant-type cell wall organization. The record is from RefSeq and is a predicted model, not a curated record. The transcript has 3 exons. Gene Ontology annotation, cellular component: extracellular region. Lineage: Eukaryota; Viridiplantae; Streptophyta; Magnoliopsida; Ericales; Balsaminaceae. Bases 57 to 842 code for a protein of 261 amino acids.
UUUCCUUUUAGAUUCAUCCAUUCAAUCCUCUUCAAAUCCAUUCACUAGAAAAUCAAAUGGAGAAGUUUAUGACUACUCAUUGUUCUUCAAUCAUCAUCCUUUUAGCUUUCGUCGCUUUUCUUUGUAUCGACAGCGUUCGUGCCUUCACUGCUUCUGGAUUUAUUAAAGCCCACGCCACAUUUUACGGUGGGAGCGAUGCUUCUGGCACAAUGGGGGGAGCAUGUGGGUAUGGAAAUUUGUACUCCACGGGGUAUGGCACAAGAACCGCGGCCUUGAGCACUGCUUUGUUCAACGAUGGAGCAUCGUGUGGACAAUGCUACAAGAUUAUUUGCGAUUAUAAGAAUUCUAAGUGGUGUAUUAAAGGAACGUCGAUUACUGUAACUGCCACGAAUUUUUGCCCGCCUAAUUUUGCUGAAGCGAACGAUGAUGGCGGUUGGUGUAAUCCUCCUCUUCAACACUUUGAUAUGGCUCAACCAGCUUGGGAAAAAAUUGGCAUCUAUAGAGGAGGAAUCAUACCUGUCAUUUUCCAAAGGGUACCCUGCAAAAAACAUGGUGGAGUAAGAUUCACGAUAAAUGGUAGGGAUUAUUUUGAACUAGUUCUAAUAAGCAACGUGGGGAACGGUGGAUCCAUACAAUCAGUGUCGAUCAAGGGUUCAAAUUCGAAGGAUUGGACGGCCAUGUCUAGAAAUUGGGGUGCUAAUUGGCAAUCAAAUGCUUAUCUUAAUGGUCAAGCUUUAUCCUUUAAGGUAACCACCACAGAUGGAUUGAUUAAAGAAUUUGAUAACAUUGCCCCAUCUAAUUGGGCAUUUGGCCAAACAUUCUCAAGUUCUGUGCAAUUCUAAGUGAAAAUUUGAUGAACCGGCCUUUGGUGCUCGGGCAGUGGCGCGAUUUUUCUAAUUUAAGAGAAGCAGCCCGCCAUAUUCGUUUUCCAAUUAAAUGAUAUGGGUUAUGGUUGUAAGUAAGAAACAAAUACUUAUACUUUUGUAUGUGGAGGUUUGAAAUGCUCUAUUGCUAUAGCAUUUCGCUAAGUUAAGAUUAAGAAAGAAUAAUAAUUUUUUUCGAAGUUUGAUUGUCUAAGUUCGACAAAAUAUAUUUGAACAAUUUCAUAUAAUAAGAGAUUGAAGUGUG